GAAGAAGAGCUGAAGAAGGCCAAGGAGGAGGAGGAGCGGCGGGAAUACGAGGAAUACCUCAAGCUGAAGGAGAGCUUUGUGGUGGAAGAAGAAGGCGUAGACGAAGCCCUGACGGAGGAGCAGUCCCAAAGUUUUGUAUCAGAGCUUCUCAAUUACAUUAAGAAUUCCAAAGUGGUCCUUUUGGAAGACCUGGCUUCUCACCUGGGACUCAGGACGCAGGAUGCCAUCAACAGAGUACAAGACCUGAUGGCAGACGGCACACUCACAGGGGUGAUCGACGACCGGGGCAAAUUCAUCUACAUCACCCCUGAAGAGUUGACGGCCGUGGCCGAAUUCAUCCGCCGUCGAGGGCGCGUCUCGAUUACGGAGCUGGCUCAAGAAAGCAACUCUCUCAUCAACCUGGAGGCGGAGGCCGGUUUUCUUAGCAAAGGGGUGGCCUGAGCAGCCCCCACCCUCUCUUCU
Messenger RNA from Thamnophis sirtalis, 462 nucleotides. The record is from RefSeq and is a predicted model, not a curated record. NCBI's taxonomy places the organism in Eukaryota, Metazoa, Chordata, Lepidosauria, Squamata, Natricidae.